CACAAAGAUGACAUUUUGAUAUAAUAAAUUUUAGUAUUUUUUUAUCUGGUGGAUUCUAGAGCUGAUCUGACAGGUUUGCAGUUGCAAUCAUGUGUUCUCAUUCUAUGUUUAGCUUUUGUUAAUCCCUAGUGUCUCUGAAUGUGUAAUGUGGCAUUAGAAAAGAUUUUCUUAUGUUUCUUUUUGUAACUUGAUCAACCAUUGAAGAUCAAUUGGUGACCAAAACAGAUCUUGAAGAAAUUACUCUGACGCUUACCGCAGAUCUAACUGUUUUGACUGAACUUAUGGUAGAUUUAGAAAAUCAAGGGUUUAAGUUCUGUAGAAGAAGAACCCUACAAGGAAAACGUAGUUGAUCAUGGGAAUCGACAUAACCAUGAUUAUCGAGUGAAGAUUGAUAUUCCAUUAUUCUAUUGAACAAUAAUGAGAGUGGAGGAGUUUUUUGGAUUUACUCAUUGACAUCGACAGGUUCUUCGAUGUUACGGGCAUUCCUAAGAACAAGCAAGUUAAGAUGGUGGUGAACAAGCUGAAGAGUAUUGCUGUUGUCUGGUGGGAUAAACUUGUUGUUUAGAGGCAUGGACAAAGGAAGAGGCAUGUCAGAACUUGACGAAGAAUGAAACAAUUGAUACUGAAGCAAUUUUUAUAGGAAGAUUAUGAGGAAAUUUUUUAUAAGAUGCAUAUUGAGUGUCUUCAAGGCAAGAGAACUACGACUGAAUACACAACUGAGUUCUGGCAUUUUUCUAAGAGCAAUGAAUUGGGAGAAUCAGAUAAUCAUUAAGUAGCUCGAUACAUCAGUGGCCUAAAGAAAUUAUGGUCGAAGAAGAUGGAUUUACAAACUGUAGAUUUAUCGUAACUGACUAUUUCAAAAAUAUUAUUAGAUAAUAAAAAGUUUUAUGAUUUUAAAGAAUAAUUUUGAAGUAAAAUAAUUAAUUUUAUUUUAAUAUCUUCCUAUCUCCCAACAAGUGAGAAGACAGGUUGAUAUAUAAAUAAAGUAACUCAUUCAUUCUCUUCCAUUUUAAACUUCAUCUUUAUCAUACUUUGUGUGGCCUCUAAACCUUUUCUCAUCAUUCCACUUAAUUUCUUCCACCUCUCAAUCAAAUUCUCUUUUGAGAAGAUAUAGUCUUCAUUUGUUUACUUAGACGUACACUUAUAUUAGAGGUUCUCUACGUUCAUAGUCUCUUCACACGAUUACAAGAUUUUCUUAAAGAUUAUACUCUAUUCACACAUUUACAGAAAAAUCAUGACAGAACUAGUUGCUGGAGCAUUUCUUUCGUCUUUCUUUCAAGUGAUUUUUGAUAAGUUGGCUUCAAGUAAUUUCACAGACUAUUUCCGUAGAGGAAAACUUGACAAGUUGGUAGAGGAACUUGAGUCUACACUCGAGUCUAUCAACCAAGUGUUGGAUGAUGCAGAGAUAAAGCAAUACCAAAUCCCAAAUGUCAAGAGAUGGCUUGGUAAUGUUAAACAUGCUAUGUAUGAGGCUGACCAACUACUGGAUGAGAUUGCCACUGAUGCACCGUUGAAGAAGAUGAGAGUCGAAUCUCAACCCUCCACCAGCACUAUAUCCAACUUCAUUCCAACUUUUACUAAUCCAUUUAAAUCUAGGCUCAAAGAAUUGAUAGAGAUCCUAGAUUCUCUUGCAGAGCAGAAGGAUAAGCUGCAGCUGAAAACAAGAGUGCGUGCUUAUAAUGGAGAUGGAGCUGAUUCGAAAUUUUCAGAAAGACUACCAACUACAUAUUUGGUGCAUGCGUCCCAGAUAUAUGGUAGAGAUGAUGAGAAAGAUGAAAUGGUCAAACUUUUACUUUCAAACAAUGACAGUGGCAACCAGACACCGACACCUGUAUCUAGCAUAGUGGGUCUGGGAGGGAUGGGCAAGACCACCUUUGCUAAGCUUGUGUACAAUGAUAGUAGGAUUGAAGAUCAUUUUGAACUUAAAGCAUGGGUUUAUGUUUCUGAAUCUUUUGAUGUUGUUGGACUCACCAAAGCAAUUCUCAAGUCAUUUCAUUCUCCAGUUGAUAAUGAAACUAUUCUCAAUUUACUUCAACAGAGACUACAACUCAUACUAGCAGGCAAAAAAUACUUGCUGGUUUUAGAUGAUAUCUGGAACGGUAAUGCAGAAUUUUGGGAGCAAUUACUACUUCCUUUUAACCAUGGAUCUUAUGGAAGUAAGGUUAUAGUAACAACACGUGACAAGGAGGUAGCAAAUGUUUUGAAAUCCACCAAGUUACUAGAUUUACAGAAUUUGGGGAAAAGCGACAGUUGGAGUUUAUUUGCAACACAUGCGUUUCGUGGCAAAAAAGUGUGUAAAAAUCCAAACCUUGAAUCAAUUGGCAAAAGAAUUGUGGAGAAGUGUGGAGGAUUGCCUUUAGCUGUAAAAACAAUGGGCCAACUCUUGCGAAAAAAAUUCUCUCAGCAUGAGUGGAUGAAGAUAUUGGAGACUGAUAUGUGGCGUUUAUUAGAUGGGGACAACAACGUUAACCCAAUGUUAAGAUUGAGUUACCAUAAUCUCCCUUCUAAUUUAAAGCGUUAUUUUGCUUUUUGUUCUACAUUUCCUAAAGGUAGUCAAAUUCGCAAAGAUAAAUUAAUCAAGCUUUGGAUGGCUGAAGGUUUGUUGAAGUGUUGUAGACAAGAAAAAAGUGAAGAAGAGUUGGGUAAUGAAAUUUUUGGUGAUCUUGAGUCAAUUUCAUUUUUCCAACAAUCAACGAAUGAUAAUAUUUUUUCAUAUAUCCAACAAAUAACGAAUGAUAAUAUUUUUUACACGCAUGACCUUGUCAAUGAUUUAGCUAAAUCAGUGUCAGGAGAAUUUUGUAUGCAAAUGGACAAAGUUAAGGAGGAAGGUAUCCCUGAAAGAACACGUCACAUUAGAUGGUCUCUUUCAUUAAAUAGUACAUGUGUUGAUAAAAUACUAGAGUCACUUUGUGAGCUUAAAGGACUACGUAGUCUGAUACUAGAAGGCAAUGGAUAUAUGUUAAUAAGCAACACUGUGCAGCGUGAUAUGUUUUCAAACACUGUGCAGCGUGAUAUGUUUUCAAGACUAAAAUAUUUGCGAAUGUUAUCAUUCAGUCGUUGUAGUCUCUCAGAGGUAGUUGAUGAGAUAAGCAAUUUAAAGCUUCUGCGUUAUCUAGACCUUUCUCAUACUAGAAUUUCACGCUUACCUGACACCAUUUGUUUGUUAUGUAAUUUGCAAACACUCUUGUUGGAUUGCUGUUCUAAAUUGACUGAGCUCCCUUCAAAUUUUUCCAAACUCAUCAAUUUACGUCAUCUUGAACUUCCCUAUUCUGUAAAGAAGACACCAAAGAAUAUAGGAAGCCUAAUCAAUCUCCAGAACUUGGCUUAUUUUAUAGUGGAAGAGCAGAACAGAUCAGAUCUUAAGGAGUUGGAGAAACUAAAUCAUCUUCGUGGAAGAAUUCAAAUUAAAGGGUUGGGUAAAGUCAUUGAUCCUACAGAUGUUACAACAAGAAGUUUGAAAGAUAAGAAGUAUUUGGAAGAAAUAGAGAUGACAUAUGAUGGCGGAAGAGAAGAUAUGGAUAGAUCAACUGUUGAAAGCAAUUUAUCUGUCUUGAAGGCUCUUCAACCAAAUAGUAACUUGAAGAAGCUCACCAUCAGAGAGUACAGAGGUAAUAGGUUUCCAAAUUGGGUAAGUGGUUGUCAUUUACCCAACUUAGUAUCUCUUACAUUGGAGAAUUGUGGAUUAUUUUCCCAUUUGCCACCACUUGGGCAGAUCCCUUAUCUCAAGAAGCUUUAUAUUUCAGGCUGUCAUGGAAUAAAGAUCAUCGGAAAAGAGUUUUCUAGCAAUAACUUCAAGUCUCUUGAAUUUUUAAGUUUCAAGAGCAUGAAGAAUUGGAAGGAAUGGUUAUGUAUUGAAGGAUUUCCUUUACUUACAGAGCUUUCUAUAAAAAAUUGUCCCAAAUUGAAAAGGGUGUUGCUUCCACACCUUCCUUCUUUACAGAAGUUGAUAUUUUCUAAUUGCAAAAUGUUGGACGUAUCAAUUCCCAAUUGUGAUAAAGUCAUAGAGUUGUAUACAUGGAAUUGUAAGCGGAUUUUGAUAAAUGAGUUGCCAUCCAGCUUGAAAAGGUUUGUCCUUCGUGAAAAUGAGUAUGUCGAGUUUCCCAUGGUUCAUUUAAUCAACAAUCCCAGUCUGGAAGUGUUGGAGUUGGAUUUCAAGGACAUUGUAGAAUGUCCCUCAUUGGAUUUGUGUUGUUAUAAUUCUCUUUGGAGACUUUCAAUAACAGGAUGGCAGUCCUCCUCCUUGCCUUUUUCACUACACUUGUUCUCCAAUCUUAGUGAUCUAAAGUUGCGUAAUUGUCCAGAAUUAGAAUCUUUUCCUAUGGGAGGUAUCCCUUCCAACUUGAUCAAACUUGGAAUAUUUAAUUGUCCUAGUCUUGAGCACUUGCCAGAGGAGUGGGGUUCCCUUUCUCAGUUGGAGAUUGAAGAUUGUCCAUUACUUAAAGAGAAGUACCAAAAGGAGUGAGGAGAACAUUGGCAUACAAUUAGUCACAUCGCUUUUGUGAUAAUUGAGCCAGGGGAAAUGAGUGACAGUGACGAGUCUAUGUAAGCCGAUCCAAUUGGCAGACGUUUCCAGAUGGAGUCAGGCUUAAGUUAUUUAUUUAAAUGUUUGAUGUUUUUUCCGUAUAAAACUUAUUAGUUAUGAUGGAGUUGGAAUGUUUAAUGUUAAUUGUCGAGUUUUCAUUUUUGUUGUUAAAGUAAAAUUGAACUAACAGUCCAUUUUCAAAGAGGCCACUGUAUAAUAUAAUAGGUCGUCUUCAGUUCUCAAUGUCUUUGUACUGAUAAUUUUCAUUGAUGUCAGCUAUGUUUAGCAGUUAUGAGUUAUGUUUAGCAGUUCUUGAAAGAUGUCGGCUAUGUUUAGCAGUUAUGAGUUAUGUUUAGCAGUUGUUGAAUUAAAUUGUAUUUUGGUACAUAGCUCGCUCCAUUUUAAUUGGCAAAAGCUUUGUCUAGCAUAAAACU
Messenger RNA from Vicia villosa (hairy vetch), 4956 nucleotides. RefSeq names its product putative disease resistance RPP13-like protein 1. Gene Ontology annotation, molecular function: ADP binding; protein binding. Bases 1235 to 4462 code for a protein of 1075 amino acids. The record is from RefSeq and is a predicted model, not a curated record. NCBI's taxonomy places the organism in Eukaryota, Viridiplantae, Streptophyta, Magnoliopsida, Fabales, Fabaceae. Gene Ontology annotation, biological process: defense response to other organism. The transcript is spliced from 5 exons.